This is a messenger RNA of Pimephales promelas (fathead minnow), 5250 nucleotides long. The record is from RefSeq and is a predicted model, not a curated record. NCBI's taxonomy places the organism in Eukaryota, Metazoa, Chordata, Actinopteri, Cypriniformes, Leuciscidae.
CACAGUGCACGCGGCUGAGGGUGACCCAUCAUCAUUCAGGAACUAUGUUACUUCCAUCAAACACCGCAUCCAUGCGCCUCUGUCCCGCGGCGUGAGUAUGCGUAUGCCAUCAUCUCGCUCCCGCUGCUGGAAGCUCCACACAUGCGUGCAGAAUGUAUUUCAACAGACGGUCGAAGAAGAUCCACAGCGAGGGAGAACAGUUAGUGUUGACCCCUCUUAGCCAGGACUCCCCCCUCCGGCAGGACCAGCCCGUGGGAUCCAACAUGUGCUCCCAUCUGGCAGACAGGUUUGAGAAAAGACCCGCGUGCUCGGCCGCCGGCUACCGCAAGGCAGAGGAUGAGAUGUCCGGAACCACAUCACAGGCGGACCCGAUAGAUGCCACAGCGCGAAUCGUGCUGCUCAACCGAGCCCAAACCACCAAAUUUUGUGACAACCAUGUCAGCACGGCUAAAUACGGGAUCCUUACCUUCCUGCCACGGUUCUUGUACGAACAGAUCAGACGAGCGGCUAAUGCCUUCUUCCUCUUCAUCGCUCUUAUGCAGCAAAUCCCUGAUGUCUCCCCAACGGGUCGCUACACAACGCUGGUGCCCCUUAUCUUUAUUCUGACAGUGGCUGGGAUCAAGGAGAUCAUCGAGGAUUAUAAAAGACAUAAAGCAGACAAUACGGUGAACAAGAAGAAGACAACAGUUCUGCGUAACGGAGCAUGGCAAACCAUCAUAUGGAAGCAGGUGGCAGUGGGAGACAUAGUCAAGGUGACCAAUGGCCAGCAUCUCCCGGCUGACAUGGUCAUAGUGUCCUCCAGUGAACCUCAGGCGAUGUGCUAUACUGAAACAUCCAACUUAGAUGGCGAAACCAACCUCAAGAUCCGACAGGGUCUCUCACUCACAGCUAGUUGUCAGUCUCUGGAAGAACUGGUAGCUUUGGCUGGUCGUCUUGAAUGUGAGGGGCCAAACAGACACUUGUACGACUUCACUGGAACACUGCGCUUAGACAACCUCAACCCAGUUCCACUUGGGCCGGACCAGGUGCUGUUACGAGGCGCCCAGCUCAGGAACACACAGUGGGUUGUGGGAAUUGUAGUCUACACUGGACAUGAUUCUAAACUCAUGCAGAAUUCCACUAAAGCUCCACUGAAACGCUCGAAUGUGGAGCGUGUGACAAACAUGCAGAUCCUGGUUCUGUUCGGGAUUCUCCUGGUCAUGGCGCUGAUCAGCUCCAUCGGGGCCGCCAUAUGGAACGAACAGCACACGGAUCAGGCUUGCUGGUACCUUUCCCGUGCAGGUGACAUCUCCCUGAACUUCUGGUACAAUCUGCUGACCUUCAUCAUCCUCUAUAACAACUUGAUUCCAAUCAGCCUACUGGUUACUCUAGAAGUGGUCAGAUUCACACAGGCUCUCUUCAUUAACUGGGAUGUCGAGAUGUAUUACGCCGAGACAGACACUCCCGCUAUGGCCCGAACAUCCAAUCUGAAUGAAGAACUUGGCCAAGUAAAAUAUCUAUUUUCAGAUAAGACUGGCACUCUCACCUGCAACAUCAUGCACUUUAAGAAGUGCACCAUAGCUGGAAUUACAUACGGGCACUUCCCAGACCUGGAAUGCGAUCGAUCCAUGGAGGACUUCAGUCACCUUCCCUCUACUAGUCAUAAUUCUACUGAGUUUGAUGAUCCUGCUCUUAUCCAGAACAUUGAGAAGAACCACCCCACAUGCCCCCAGAUUUGUGAGUUUUUGACCAUGAUGGCUGUUUGUCAUACUGUUGUUCCCGAGCGAGAAGAAGACCAACUUAUCUACCAGGCUUCCUCACCAGAUGAAGGAGCGCUGGUUAAAGGUGCCAAGGGUCUGGGAUUUGUUUUUACUGGACGAACACCACAUUCAGUCAUCAUAGAGGCGAGAGAAAAAGAGCAGACAUAUGAGCUUCUUAAUGUACUAGAAUUUUCCAGCAAUCGCAAACGGAUGUCAGUGAUUGUCAGAACACCUACAGGCAAACUUCGACUUUAUUGCAAGGGAGCGGACAAUGUGAUUUUUGAGCGUCUGAACGAGACGUCACAGUAUAAGGAGCUAACUUUGGCCCAUCUGGAGCAGUUUGCCACUGAAGGGCUGCGGACACUUUGUUUUGCGUACGUGGACCUUGAGGAGGGGGCAUACCAGGAAUGGCUGAAGGAGUACAAUCGUAUCAGUACUGUGCUAAAGGACAGGGCAGAGAAACUGGAGGAAUGCUACGAACUCAUAGAGAAGAACUUGCUGUUGUUGGGUGCCACUGCGAUAGAAGACCGACUGCAAGCGGGAGUCCCGGAAACCAUAGCAACACUCAUGAAGGCCGACAUCAAGAUCUGGGUUUUGACUGGGGACAAGCAGGAGACGGCCAUCAAUAUCGGUUACUCCUGUAAGCUGGUGUCACAUGGCAUGUCCCUUGUCAUCGUCAAUGAAGAUUCCCUGGAUGCUACCAGGGCCACACUAACAGCUCAUUGCUCCUCGCUGGGUGACUCUCUGAGGAAGGAGAACGAGUUGGCUCUCAUCAUUGACGGACAGACGUUAAAAUACGCCCUCUCUUUCGAAGUGCGACAGUCCUUCCUCGACCUUGCGCUGUCUUGCAAGGCUGUCAUAUGUUGCAGGGUGUCUCCACUGCAGAAGUCGGAGAUUGUGGACAUGGUAAAGAAGCAUGUGAAGGCCAUCACACUGGCUAUCGGAGACGGAGCCAAUGACGUAGGCAUGAUACAGACGGCACACGUGGGAGUUGGCAUAAGCGGGAAUGAGGGCAUGCAGGCCACCAACUCAUCUGAUUACUCUAUAGCUCAGUUCUCAUACCUGGAGAAGCUUUUACUGGUUCACGGGGCUUGGAGUUACAACCGGGUCACCAAAUGUAUCCUGUACUGUUUCUAUAAGAAUGUGGUUCUGUACAUCAUAGAGCUUUGGUUUGCAUUUGUAAAUGGUUUCUCUGGACAGAUCCUGUUUGAACGGUGGUGCAUUGGCCUGUACAAUGUGAUCUUUACCGCUCUCCCUCCUUUCACUCUGGGGAUAGUUGACCGGCCAUGCAGUCAGCAGAACAUGCUACGAUUCCCUCAGCUGUACCGCAUCACACAGAACGCAGAAGGUUUUAACACUAAGGUCUUUUGGGGUCACUGUAUAAAUGCUCUCAUUCACUCCAUUAUUCUCUUCUGGUUUCCACUCAAAGUCCUGGAGCACGACACUCCUUUUGACAACGGCAACAGUGUCGACUACCUGUUCGUGGGGAACAUCGUCUACACGUAUGUGGUGGUAACUGUAUGUCUGAAAGCCGGUAUGGAGACCACAGCAUGGACAAGGUUUUCUCAUCUGGCUGUAUGGGGCAGCAUGGUGCUCUGGAUGUUGUUUUUUGCCGUCUAUUCUGCAAUCUGGCCGACCAUUCCUAUAGCGCCGGAUAUGUUGGGCCAGGCUGGCAGGGUAAUGCAGUGUUGGAGCUUCUGGCUGGGCCUGAUACUGGUGCCAACAGCAUGUUUACUCAAAGAUGUGGCAUGGAAUGCUGGACGACGCACAGUGAGGAAGACUCUGCUAGAGGAAGUGCAGGAACUGGAAGCUCGAGCUGUGGACCCUAGGGCAGCUGUCCUCAGAGAUGCCAGUGGCCGCAGGCGGCCAUGAGCUGGUCAGGUUUGCCUAGCUAUAAGCACUGGGUGUGUGUAGCUUCCUUAAGAUCGUAGCUCUGUGCAUGUGUUUGUUUUCAUGCUGUGUGUUUGUGGACUUGAGGCUGACUGAGUUAAGCGUUUGCAUGGAUUUAACCGUUUUAGCCCAGGGAUAUUACGCUACAUAUUGCAUUUGGUGUACAGCCCUAUAUGAGACAGAAACUUGGCAGACGGACGUGUAGUCUCAUGCAGUUUUUUUUUUUUUUUUUUUUAUACCUUUGAGUGUUUUGUGGUCUUUAUGCCAUUAAUUUAUGGCCAGGGAGUUAACAGAAUGGACUUCUAAUCAGAGGGAUGUUGGACGUAAGCCCUGUUUGGGUUUACCCCCUCAUUCCCCCAGAGCAGAACACUUAACCUCAUUUGUUUCAGUAAAUAUCCAGCUGUAAAAAGCAUAAUGGUUGUAAGUCAUCCUGAACGAGUGUAGAAAUCUGCUGAAUGAUUCAUUAUCGGCUUGAAUUCAGCUUCGUUGUGCGGAGGCUGACACAAUUCGAGAGUGCAUCCUAGGCGUUUAGAUUUGCAGAUCUGUUUACCCAAGAAGACCCCAGCUAGCCCUGCCGGACAAAAGCGAGGCAUUUUCCGAAGGAUAAGCCAAGCCUGGACUCGUACUUGAGGGACGGCCCGAGGAAAAUAAGUUAUUGAAAAUUUGAUUAAUCAAAACAACUGUCUGAUAUUCCAAGGAUUGUCCACGUUCCAGAGAAACGACAGAGGAAGAAAGAGCUCCGGUUACCACCGAGCCUAUGCGUCAUUCCAUCCUUUUAUUUCUUUAUUUAUCCAUUCAUCAUCCCCGUCUUUCAACCGGUCAUCUGUUUUGCAGACAUAGUUUUCAUUGGCUGAUGUUUUGCCGUAUCCCAUAUACUGUUGUUGAAUUGUUUUACUAAGCAGCCAAAUGAAUGCCACGUCCUUCCCAACGAUAACAGUCCAAACGGUCCCCUUCGUUGCACAAUAUGAGUUUGAGCUGUAACCUUGAGAAGUUUGGCCCUCAUCCAUGACAACUGGUUUCUGGAUCACUUUCUUUUUUGGAUGGGGGGGAAAGACCGCUUUCAUCUGAUUUACAGGGAAACAUCAUAGACUGAUUUGUUUUACAUAGAACGUGUUUAUCAAAGAUGGGGUCGGGAUCAUUCGAUUCCUCUUCAUUUCAAAACUGGCCGCAAAAUGCCAUCAGAUUCGGUUUCCAAAAUUGAAAUUUUGCCAUUUAAUUUAGCAACCGGAGACGACUUUAUUGGCCACAUUCAUUUUAGAGUAAAGAGCUGUUGAAUACUUCUCAUAUUUAUCGUUUUUGUUUGAAGGAUUGGAAAGCUUGAGGAUUUAGUGCAGUGGAAAUAUUGAAAGAGAAGUUUUUGGAUCACAGGGCACAAGUUUAAUGUUGUUUAUGAGUGCUUUGGGAAGCCGUUUCUUAGAAUCGUGCGAGUAUGUGUGUAAAUGUAUGUUCUGCUCGAGUGAACAUCAUUAAGAGUAUCUGGCAUUUGCCAAGAUGGCCACGUGUCAGAGUAGAGCACUGUGUUGUAGAAAUGUGAUGUGAUUUGACCUCUAGCUGUCAUGUGUGUAGCAUAUCAGCUAGGAACUGUGCUGUGAUUGGUGGCAUAACCCGCCUGUCUCUUUCU